UGAACUUUUAAACUUUUAUUUCAGAAAAAGUGAGGCAGUCCAAGCUCUCCCGAAGCCUAGUUUAGCUCUGAACUGUGUCAGUGGACGCAGCGGAACAGAGAUCUUGCGGCAGUUGUCACCCCAAGGUGUUAUGGUCACUUAUGGCGGAAUGUCAAGAAAGCCUGUCACUGUUCCCGUUGGUUCCCUGAUCUUCUCCGAUGUGACUCUGAAGGGAUUUUGGAUGACACGCUGGAACAAGAAUCAUUUCAGUCACCCAGAACGAGAGAACAUGUUAAAUAAACUUUUUGACUUAGUGAAGCAGGGUAGGCUGUGUCCACCUGAUCAUGCAAUGGUCCAGUUUGAGGAUUAUAAAACUGCUUUAAAAGAUGCAAUGCCAAGUGAUGGUAUGGUUGGUAAAAAACAAAUACUAGUCUUUCAGUAGAUAAUGAUUGAUUGAUUUUGUUGUGCAAGAGAUUAAAAAGUAAUAUUGACUGUUUUAAAACUAUAUACUGAACAGGAUAUCUACUUGAAUAUACGGUUGCAUAUGUUAAAGGGGAAUGACUGCUAAUAUCCUCAUGUAUAUAAUGUUCUGGAAGCAAUAUAUUUAUUUUAUGACUA
Messenger RNA from Penaeus vannamei (Pacific white shrimp), 597 nucleotides. The record is from RefSeq and is a predicted model, not a curated record. NCBI's taxonomy places the organism in Eukaryota, Metazoa, Arthropoda, Malacostraca, Decapoda, Penaeidae.